AUGUCAAAACCUCGAGUCGCUAUAAUUGGAGCAGGACCAUCAGGACUAACUAGCAUUAAACAAUGUAUCGAUGAUAAUCUUGAACCAGUAUGUUUCGAAGCAUCGGAACAUACGGGAGGUCUUUGGAGAUAUACCGAGAUUGAUGAUAAAAAUGAAGAUCCACAUUCUUCUAUUUAUAAAAGCAUUAUAAUUAUCACAAGCAAAGAUGUUAUGUCCUUUACAGAUUUUCCGGUUCCAUAUGAAUGGCCAACUUUUUUACACAAUUCAAAAGUGGCAAGUUAUUUUGAUUUAUACACAGAAAAAUUCAAACUUAACCCUUAUAUUCGAUUCCAAUCUCCUGUGAAACGAUUAUCAAUUCAAUCAGACAAAAAAUGGAAGGUAACUUAUUCGAAUCCGAAAAAUGAAGAAUGUGAAGAAGUUUUUGAAUACGUAAUGGUAUGCACUGGACAUCAUCGAUAUCCUCGGUUACCCAAAUACAUUGGAAUGGAUAAAUUUGUCGGGAAGCAAAUGCACUCUCAUUUUUAUCGAAAACCAGGAGAUUAUGAUAAUAAAAGAGUUAUUGUCGUUGGAUGUGGAAAUAGUGGAAUGGAUAUUGCUGUCGAAUUAUCCGGGGUGGCUUCACAAGUUUAUUUAUGUACACGUAAAGGAACUCUUCCGUGGAUUCUUCCCCGUCGUAUCUUUGGCAGCUUACCUUCUGACCACUUGGCAACUCGAUUUAACACAUAUCUCCCAGCACCUAUUAGAGAUUUAAUAGUAAAAGCCAUAGCACAUUGUACAGUUGGUCCUCAUCCACCCGAAUUCGCUCCAAAAACAGCACCAAGUGCUAGUCAUCCAACUAUUAAAACUGAAUUCAUGGAACGUGUUUCCACCGGUACGAUUAUUGUAAAACCCAAUAUUUCCGAAUUGAAAUCAGAUAGUUCAGUUGUAUUUGUGGAUGGAAGUGUUUUAAGUGAUAUUGAUGCGAUUAUAUAUGCUACCGGGUAUGAUAUUAAAUUUGCUUUUUUGGAUAAAGAAAUUAUCAGUGGUGGCGAGAAAGUUGAACAGCAAUUUGAAGAAGAAUAUAGGGAAAAUUUGGUUUGGUUGUAUAAAUACAUAUUCCCUCCAAAAUUACCUAAUAUUGCUUUCAUCGGAUUAGUUCAAGCUAUUGGAGCUAUUAUGCCUGUUAGCGAAUUACAAGCUCAAUAUGUUACAAGUUUAUGGACCGGCAAACUAUACUCUAAAUUGCCAACUCAAGAUGAGAUGGAGGAAAGUAUUAGAAGUAAUCAAGAAACUUUGAGAAAACGAUAUUAUCAUGCCGCUAGACAUACUAUAGAAGCUGAUAUGAUACCUUACAUGGAUGAUUUGGCUAAAGAUAUAGGUUGUUUACCCUAUCUUCCGAAAGUAUUAUUGAAAUACGGGCCAAAAUUAUGGUACCAAGUCUUGUUCGGCCUUCCAUCACCUACACAUUAUCGGUUAUUUGGAAGACAAGCUUGGGAUGGAGCUGCAGAAGCUAUUCGAAAACAAAACGAAGGGAGUCCGGCAAUUGUAAUGUGCGGUUAUCCAAUAGCAAUAAUCUUUAGUAUGUUAUUGGGUUUGAUUCUGAUUAUAAUGAUUAAAUGGGGAUUGAUUUCAAGGUGUACGGGUCUAUUUUAA
This is a messenger RNA of Rhizophagus irregularis DAOM 181602=DAOM 197198, 1632 nucleotides long. RefSeq lists its product as uncharacterized. Gene Ontology annotation, molecular function: flavin adenine dinucleotide binding; NADP binding; N,N-dimethylaniline monooxygenase activity. The record is from RefSeq and is a predicted model, not a curated record. Lineage: Eukaryota; Fungi; Glomeromycota; Glomeromycetes; Glomerales; Glomeraceae.